UUAAAGCCCAUUUCAGAAGGGAGUAACAUGACAGACAGAGAAAGAGAGAGAGAGAGGACAGAAGUUGUGCAGACCUGGGAGUGUGUGUGCAUGUGUGUGGAUUGCCAGCAGCUGGAAGUCAGUAGCACAGCAGAAUACCAAAUAUGGCAGAAAGCACAGACAUGGACCAGCUUCUGAGCUCCUUUAAGAAGUUUGCUGUUCAUGGUGACACCAAAGCCACUGGGAAGGAGUUGAAUGGGAAAAACUGGGCAAAGCUGUGCAAAGACUGCAAAGUCACUGAUGGCAAGAAUGUCACCAGCACCGAUGUAGAUAUUGUCUUCACUAAACUCAAAGCAAAGACAUCUCGGGUUAUUACAUAUGAGGAGUUCCAGAAAGCUCUAGAAGAAUUGGCCCCAAAGAGGUUCAAAGGUCAAAGCAAAGAGGAGGCAUUGCAGUCUAUAUAUCAGCUAAUUGAAGGCAAAGAUCCUACCAACGUUGGUGUAACGAAAGUGGCAAAAACUGCUACAGUGGAUAGGUUAACCGACACAUCUAAAUAUACGGGCUCACACAAGGAGCGCUUUGAUCAGAGUGGGAAAGGCAAAGGAAAAGGUGGGCGGGAGGAGAUUGUGGAGCACACAGGCUACGUAGGGGCCUACAAGAACGCCGGGAGUUACGAGGAGAAGACAAAGGCCAAGUAAGGCCCCACUGUCUCCAUGUCAACAUGUUCUAAGCUCUGAGCUCCAUCUUCAUCAGCACUUAUCUGGACCAAAGCCAAACUUGAACUUUGACCUGUAAAAUCACACAGCCACUGUGCAGUGUAACAAAGGAAGUGUUGUAAAUGUUCGUCUUUAAGGAUAAAGAACAUAGUAUUACAGUCAGUUUUCGUUAGAAAGUUGACAGAAGGGUAAGAGGGGAAUAGGAUUUCAGGUGAAAAUCUCAAAGAACAAGUAUAAAGACUCUAUAAAGAAGUAGGCUCUGUUGAAGGGAAACAGAUAAGUAAUACACUUGUUUGUUUUAAUGUUGCUGUUUAAUAGCUAUGAGAAAUGUGCAUCUGAACAUCACUAUUCUUUAGAGAGUGAUAAGUGAACACAAUAACCUUUUUAAGAGAUUUAUUUCUUCUAACAUAUGUAUAGACCUUAGGUAGUGCCACAUUUAAUUUUGGAUAGGAAUGAAAAUGAGGCUGUGAGGGAUAGAAUAGUUAAAUGUUGUCUAACAACAUACCGAUUGUUCAGCU
Molecule: messenger RNA, 1213 nt
Organism: Rhinichthys klamathensis goyatoka
Lineage: Eukaryota; Metazoa; Chordata; Actinopteri; Cypriniformes; Leuciscidae
Gene: tppp3
Product: tubulin polymerization-promoting protein family member 3
Exons: 4
Coding region: 144-677 (177 amino acids)
Biological process (GO): positive regulation of protein polymerization; microtubule polymerization; microtubule bundle formation
Cellular component (GO): microtubule
Molecular function (GO): tubulin binding
Source: RefSeq, a predicted model, not a curated record